Molecule: messenger RNA, 4360 nt
Organism: Pleuronectes platessa (European plaice)
Lineage: Eukaryota; Metazoa; Chordata; Actinopteri; Pleuronectiformes; Pleuronectidae
Product: sodium- and chloride-dependent GABA transporter 2
Exons: 15
Coding region: 383-2206 (607 amino acids)
Biological process (GO): sodium ion transmembrane transport
Cellular component (GO): membrane
Source: RefSeq, a predicted model, not a curated record
GUUUCCACCCACCCGACGGAGCCCAGGCUGCUCAGCUGAUUUGGUUUAGUUGUUAGCAACUGUGCUAAUCUCAAGACCCAAGCUAUUCCUGUCUCAGUGGAAAAAUACAGGAGGGAAGUGGCUUGGCAAAUCUUAGACCUUUGUCAGAGCCAAAUCGGUUUUUUUUAUUUUGUUGUUGUUUUUUUUAUACCAGUGAGGCAGCAUGGUGCGCAGAGCUGCCCCAAGAUAAUCAGGACCAAAGUGGAGCCUAAGCUGCUUUUCUCGCUUUGCCCCUGUGCUCUGGCUCUUCCCAUGUCAUGUUUGUACUGUGAACCCAGCUGAGAGGAAUACAGAUCACUCCGCUGCUGACAGAACCGACCCUUGGGAGAGGGGGGGCUUUGCAAUGGAGGGGGAUUUUCUCAAAGGAAAUAGCCUGGAGGUGCCCGCUCCAGAUAACAGGCUGGCGAAGAAGAAUCAGCUGCUGGACCGCGGCCAAUGGGCGAACAAGUUGGAGUUCAUGCUGGCGGUGGCAGGGACCCUGGUCGGACUGGGAAACCUCUGGAGGUUCCCCUAUCUGUGCUACAAGAACGGAGGAGGUGCAUUUCUUGUUCCAUAUGUCUUGUUUCUGCUCACCUGUGGUAUCCCUAUGUUCCUCCUGGAGACGGCCAUGGGACAGUACACGUCUCAGGGCUGCAUCACCUGCUGGAGGCACUUCUGCCCCUUGUUUGAAGGGAUCGGGUACGCUACCCAGGUGGUGAUUGCAUACGCUGCCGUGUCGUACAUCGUCAUCCAGGCGUGGGCCUUUUUCUACCUCUUCUCAUCUUUCAGUGCCGAAAUUCCAUGGGCCAGCUGCAGAAACACCUGGAACACAGAGUCUUGUGUUGAAUUUGAUAAAACAAAUGUUUCCUCCAACUGGACAGCAAACGCAACAACACCUGCAACCGAAUUCUGGGAGAGACGAGUACUGGGUAUAUCUCAAGGGAUUGAGGAGGUUGGGAGCCUGAGGUGGGAGUUGGCCCUGUGUCUCCUGCUGGCGUGGAUCCUGUGCUACUUCUGUGUGUGGAAAGGAGUGAGAUCCACUGGAAAGGUAGUUUACUUUACAGCCACUUUCCCAUACGUGAUGUUGGUGGUUCUGUUGGCUCGAGGACUCACUUUACCAGGAGCCAUAGAUGGCAUAGCUUUCUACCUGUAUCCUGACCCUACAAGGUUGGUGGACCCUCAAGUUUGGAUGGAUGCAGGUGCACAAGUUCUCUUCUCUUUUGGCAUAUGUCAGGGGAGUUUGACCGCUCUGGGUAGUUACAACCAGUUUAACAAUAAUUGUUACAAAGAUACAUUUGUUCUCUGUCUGGUGAACGGCCUGUCCAGUUUUGUGGCAGGUUUUGCAAUCUUUUCCGUUUUGGGAUUCAUGUCGCAUGAACAAGGAGUGCCCAUAUCUGAAGUCGCUGCCUCUGGACCUGGGUUGGCAUUUAUUGCUUAUCCACGUGCAGUAGCCAUGAUGCCUUUUCCUCAGUUAUGGUCUAUAUGCUUCUUUGUCAUGGUCAUCUUGUUGGGAGCAGAUACACAGUUUGUGAGUCUGGAGUGCCUGAUGACAUCAGUGACGGACAUGUUUCCCACAGUGUUUCGAAGAGCUUAUCGUCGGGAGUUGCUGCUCCUGUGUCUCUGCACUGUGUGCUUCUUUCUCGGCCUCCUCCUCGUGACAGAGGGGGGCUUGUAUUUCCUUCAACUCUUCGACCAUUAUGUUUGCAGUGGCAACAAUCUUCUCCUCCUGUCAGUGUGUCAGUCGAUAGCGAUUGGAUGGAUAUACGGUGCAGACCGUCUCUAUGACAACAUUGAAGACAUGAUUGGUUAUCGUCCAUGGCCACUGAUGAAGUAUUGCUGGCUCUACGUUACCCCUGGUGUUUGUCUGGGCACCUUCAUCUUUUCAUUGGUGAAGUACAAACCUCUCAAGUUCAACAAGACCUACACCUACCCGACCUGGGCCUACGCCCUUGGCUGGUGUCUUGGACUUUUCUGCGUUCUCCUGAUUCCACUGUGGAUCAUCUUCAAACUUACUCAGAUGAAAGGAACAAUAUCUCAGAACCUCAUGCAGCUUUGCCGUCCUGAAAACAAGAAGCAAAACACAGAGAACCAGCCUGAGCAAUGCCCUCUGAACCCAGACAACACGCCGACUCCUGCUGCCACCGAGUACAAGGGCAGUGGUGGAUCUGAGAUGGAGAUGCAAGUGUGAGGCACUGAACCUUUGGAUGUUUUAUAUGCUGUGUUUUAUUAUAAAGUCUAAGAUUUACAAAGCUAAGCGUUUCUAAGAAAUAAUAGAGAGCCUUAAAUUCUGUACAAUCAAUAAGGAUUCAUGUGUCACUGUCUUAGACGCACAAAGAGAAGUGAGGGUUUUAUAAAGUGUUUAAAUCUAUUUUAAUUUAAGGAAACCUUUGGGAUUAAACUAAAUCACCAGUUUUAUAUGUCAGCAUCAGUUUCCUACCUCCAUGGAGGAUCAGGACGUCAGUCCACAUAUUCACUGUCCACUUUGUUUCACAGUUCAUUCAUGCAUUCUUUCACUUCCUGUUGGCCUUUUACUAAAUCUCCUGUCUUUCCAGAGCCUGCCUUUCCCCCCCAACCCCCCGCAGCAACCCUACCUUUUGCAUGCCCCUCGAUUCUUCUGUAUAGUUGUCACUUCCACCUCCUCACCUGGUCUUGCUUGUCUCUACCUGCAUGUUUUGCCUGUUUAUCUGGUUUACCUGCCUGCCUAGCUACUGACUUCUGACUUGGCCUAAUGUUUGCCCCUUGUCCAUUUUCUGCCUGCCGAGCCUUAAUAAAGAUGAACUGUUUGAAACUUCUACCAGUGUCUCUGAGUCAUGCUACUGAGUUCUCUUAAAUGUGAGCCAUGACUCUGAAGGCCUUGUUCGAACAACGUGAGUUUAGCUCAGAUUCCUCACUUGCAGAGAGUGUUUGGAGAUUGUCCUCAAACACACGAUCUGAAAGCGUCUCCAAUGCAUCAGACUGACAGGCGCGGCAAUAUGAAGCGCACUUUAUUAGCCUAGCUAUUGCACUCAAAUUGGUCACACGUUUGGUGCGUCUCCGAUCAGAUACUUCGGUCAGCACACUUGCAUGUAAAACACAGUUUAACACAUGGCACCGUGCAUGAAUUCUGACAGGACAGAGUUGUCCCAAACGAUUGCAUGAUCAUCGCCCACCAAAAUGUCUUCGCCUUGAAAGUACCAGACCAUGCAGGCGACGUGUCCUUACUCCACCAUAUUUUUCUUGACUAUUACCACCAUAGAUAUAUAUAUAAGGCUAGAUGUCUCGGCCAAUGGAGUCAAACAUCCGUACAUGGCAGCCAUCUUGCGUCAGGGGGCUCGCUCACCCAUAACAUUGUGACUUUUUAAAUAACCAUAACUUGUUCAAUUUUCAACCGAUUUUUAAACGGUUUGGUUUUUUAUAAACGUCAGAGAUGUAGUUAUGACACUGCAUACUUAAUAAUUAUGUUAUUUUUCAAAAAAAUUUAAUAAUGUUCUUAAAUAGGUACAAGAUUUCCCUUUACAAAAUAUACAUCAAGAAUUGAUUGAAGAACAUUUUCUUUUCUUUUCUUUAAAAAGUACAUGUACCACUAUCAACACAAUGUUAUGGGUGAGCGAGCCCCCCUAUGCAAGAUGGCCGCCAUGUGCGGACGUUCGACUCGGUUGGCCGGAAACGCUGACGAGACAUCUAGCCUUAUAUAUAUAUAUCUAUGAUUACCACUAUGUGCUGGUGGUUUUACUAAGAUGGCCGCCCUCGAGUGCAAUUAGUGUAUUGUUCCACACUCUACUUUUAACCCCUUUGAGGAACUGACUGUGCACUUCAUGUCCUACUUCGCAGUGUAACUGCACUUAUGCUCUGAAAACAUCAAGUGUGAGUGUGGUGCUCAUGUUUUACGUUUCUGAGACAAAAGAUUCAGCAUUGAUGUCAAAUCAUUUCUGUUUGUGAAUAUCUGAGAACUUUCAAUUGUCCCAAAGAGUGAGAUAUAUAUGAUUUAUCAUCAUCUGAUAGUGAGUAUACGUUUGAAGUUAUAAUAAAGGAUGAGAAAGUGAAAUUAAGUACAACCACACGAUUAUUAUGGCUAAAUGAUUUAUCCGCAGAUGUAUAUUAAUGCUACACAACUGUUCUUAGUCCUCAUGGAUGAGUUAACUCGUUUUAAAGCUGCUCUGAAAUGUAAAAAAAUCAAACAAGCCUUUGUUAUUUACAAAAACACACAUAUUGUAUAUUUCUGAUUAGAACUCUGACUCUUCUUGUGUUCUCUUAAUUUUAAUUGAUCUGUGUUCAGCCUCCGAUUUGUACUGUUUGUUUUUUGUUGCCAAUUUGAUAAUGUAUCGGUCAGUUUGUUUAUACAAUAAAGAUAAAAUAGAUUUUG